Pararge aegeria (speckled wood butterfly) is the source of this 6554-nucleotide messenger RNA. It is a transcript of the gene slo, whose product is annotated as calcium-activated potassium channel slowpoke. The coding region runs from base 542 to 4105 and encodes 1187 amino acids. NCBI's taxonomy places the organism in Eukaryota, Metazoa, Arthropoda, Insecta, Lepidoptera, Nymphalidae. Gene Ontology annotation, cellular component: postsynaptic membrane. The transcript is spliced from 27 exons. Gene Ontology annotation, biological process: potassium ion transport; transmembrane transport. Gene Ontology annotation, molecular function: large conductance calcium-activated potassium channel activity. The record is from RefSeq and is a predicted model, not a curated record.
GAGUAGUGUUACGACAACAAAAAACCGUCGCAGACGUAACGAGUGGUCCGAGCCAGUUGCGCGCGUUUGCGAUACCGAGAUGUACGUUGCGGCGGUUUGAUAAAAUAAAUGUGACAGGUGAUAAUAAUACCUACAAGAAACAGCGUAAGAUCGGCGUGCUAUCGGAAAAGGCGGAGGAGUUCAGUCUACGCUUGUGUUAAGUAAUACAUUCGUGAAUCGGACUCUUCAAAAAUUCAUAAGCAAGGGAAUUUGGAGAUAGCUGAACGUGCUGUGGGCUCGCUCGGUGAAGGGAGCUGCUAGAGGGCGAAGGUAAAGAAAGGAAGGUGGCGGUCGCAGCGCUGAGGAGGGAAGGUCUCCUGCGGGUCGGCAUGGGCGCGCGGUAGCGGGCGGGCGUCGCGCGUGCGCGGAUCGAUCGCGCGCCAUCGAGCGGUAAGGGGCAGCCAGUGUCGGGCUCGGCUCAGUCGCGCGCGGGCCGGCGUGCGAGCCGCGCGUCGCUGCACGUGCAUGGCGCGUCUGUCUGGAUGCCUCGCGCCCUCGGGGAAUGGCUUCGUCCGAGGAAGAGGCGACAACCGCGCCGAACAAUGAAGAUGACUGCCUCAGCGAGCGAAAAUGGUGGUGCUUCCUCUUGUCGUCGAUCAUCACGUUCGCGGCGGGGCUCAUGGUGGUGGUGGCGUGGCGCGUCGGCGCCUUCAUGUGCUGCCGCCGCGAGCCGGAGCUGUCGCCCAACGACCCCAAGCAGAAGGAGCAGAAAGCGGCGCGCCAGGGCAAACAGGAGUUCGAGGGCACCUUCAUGACCGAGGCCAAGGACUGGGCCGGCGAACUCAUCUCCGGCCAGACCACCACCGGACGAAUUCUGGUAGUGUUGGUGUUCAUUCUGAGUAUAGCAUCGCUGAUUAUCUACUUCAUCGACGCGUCCAGCGAGGAGGUAGAGCGAUGCCAGAAAUGGAGUGACAAUAUUACUCAGCAAAUCGACCUUGCCUUUAACAUAUUUUUUAUGGUCUACUUUUUUAUACGAUUUAUAGCAGCUAGUGACAAACUAUGGUUCAUGCUCGAGAUGUAUUCAUUUGUAGAUUAUUUCACGAUACCCCCAUCCUUUGUAUCAAUAUACCUGGAUAGAACGUGGAUAGGGCUAAGGUUUCUUCGAGCUCUACGCUUAAUGACCGUGCCUGAUAUUUUGCAGUACCUCAAUAUAUUAAAGACAUCGAGCUCAAUUCGUUUGGCGCAAUUAGUUUCUAUCUUUAUAUCAGUAUGGCUUACGGCGGCCGGCAUUAUUCAUCUAUUGGAAAAUUCUGGUGAUCCUUUAGAGUUUGACAAUGCGCAAUCAUUGUCGUAUUGGACCUGUGUGUACUUUCUUAUAGUCACCAUGUCCACUGUAGGUUACGGUGAUGUGUUCUGUCACACUGUUCUUGGCAGAACAUUUUUGGUUUUUUUUCUGCUCGUCGGCUUGGCUGUGUUCGCCAGCUGGAUCCCCGAGAUCACGGAGCUGGCGGCGCAGCGCAACAAAUACGGCGGCCGGUACAACAAGGACGUCCGCCGCAGGCAUAUAGUCGUAUGUGGACAUAUAACGUACGAAUCAGUGAGCCAUUUCUUAAAAGACUUCCUACAUGAAGACCGUGAGGAUGUGGAUGUUGAGGUUGUUUUUUUACACAGGAAACCGCCCGACCUGGAGCUCGAAGGCCUGUUCAAGAGACACUUUACUACUGUGGAAUUCUUUCAAGGCACCAUUAUGAAUCCAAUCGACCUACAGAGGGUGAAAGUACACGAAGCUGACGCGUGUCUGGUACUGGCCAACAAAUACUGCCAAGACCCGGACGCGGAGGACGCAGCGAACAUCAUGAGGGUUAUAUCCAUUAAGAACUACUCCGAUGACAUCAGGGUCAUCAUCCAAUUGAUGCAGUACCACAACAAGGCCUACCUACUUAACAUUCCAUCCUGGGACUGGAAGCAAGGAGACGACGUCAUUUGCUUAGCGGAGCUGAAGCUGGGCUUUAUAGCGCAGAGUUGUCUAGCGCCCGGUUUCUCAACUAUGAUGGCCAACCUUUUCGCUAUGCGAAGUUUCAAAACGUCCCCCGACACUCAGGCUUGGCAGAACGAUUACCUGCAAGGCACAGGCUGUGAGAUGUACACGGAAACUCUGUCGACUUCCUUUACUGGAAUGAGCUUUACACAAGCUAGCGAGUUGUGUUUUACAAAGUUGAAAUUGCUCCUGUUGGCGAUUGAGAUCAAAGGAGAGGAGGGUGCAGACAGCAAAAUCUCAAUAAACCCACGGAACGUAAAGAUACACGCGAACACACAAGGUUUCUUUAUUGCACAGUCCGCAGAUGAAGUAAAAAGAGCUUGGUUUUAUUGCAAAGCAUGCCACGAAGACAUCAAAGACGAGACGCUCAUCAAAAAGUGCAAAUGUAAAAAUUAUGUCGGAAUGAUGAUGAUGCAGACGGGGAUGGUGAAACAAAGUCUUAAUACAUAUCGAAGUGUCGACGUGGCUACAUUCAGGAAAGGCGUACGAGCCGUCCAGAUGGUUGGCCGGGCAAAUGACCACCAUCCUCCCCCCACCUUCACGCCGCCAGAGUUGCCCAAGAAGGUCCAUGUUCGAGGUGAAAUCGCAAGGGAGAGAGGAGAAGAUAUCAGUUUGAUAAACCGCAAUCAUCGCAGUGCCGCGCCCACGACUCUUCUGUCCCCAAUGGCGAACCAGCUCAUGAACACCACCACCACAAGGCAGGUUAACAAGGUGAAGCCAAACGUCAACAGAGCACCGCCUGAUACGAAUACGCAAGACCAAGAUACGAAUUACCAAGCCUAUCAUCUAGCCUACGAAGUGAAAAAACUCAUGCCGACGAGUAGAAGUAGUGGGGGUAAUCAAAACAGUAACGGAGUCAGUUUGCCAGCGGGGCUGGCGGACGACCAGUCGAAGGACUUCGACUUUGAAAAGACUGAAAUGAAGUACGAUUCUACUGGAAUGUUCCAUUGGAGUCCAGCGAGGAAUCUAGAAGAUUGUAUAUUAGACAGAAACCAAGCGGCGAUGACCGUGUUAAACGGCCACGUGGUAGUUUGCCUCUUCGCUGAUCCAGACUCGCCUCUGAUAGGACUCAGAAAUCUGGUGAUGCCGCUAAGAGCGUCCAACUUUCACUACCACGAGUUAAAGCACGUGGUGAUUGUUGGCAGCGUGGACUACAUCAGGCGUGAGUGGAAGAUGUUGCAGAAUCUACCCAAGAUAUCUGUGUUGAAUGGAUCACCGCUAAGCCGGGCCGACUUGCGUGCAGUAAAUGUGAAUCUAUGCGACAUGUGCUGCAUUCUGUCAGCGAAGGUGCCAUCCAAUGAUGACCCAACGCUGGCUGACAAGGAAGCUAUCUUGGCUUCGUUGAACAUCAAGGCUAUGACGUUUGAUGAUACCAUUGGAGUGUUGAGUGCAGGAGUGACAAAUGGCGCGACCACGCAGCCGCCUCCUGGGGGAAAUCCCGCGCCGGUCUUGCUGCAGAGAAGAGGGUCGGUGUAUGGUGCCAAUGUGCCUAUGAUUACGGAGCUAGUAAAUGACAGCAACGUGCAGUUCUUAGACCAGGACGACGAUGACGAUCCCGACACGGAGCUGUACCUCACGCAGCCCUUCGCCUGCGGGACUGCCUUCGCUGUCAGCGUGCUAGACUCCCUAAUGUCUACUACAUACUUCAACCAAAACGCGCUCACGCUGAUCCGGUCGCUGAUUACGGGCGGCGCCACGCCCGAGCUGGAGUUGAUCCUCGCCGAGGGAGCUGGUCUCCGUGGGGGGUACUCUACGCCUGAGAGCUUGGCCAAUAGGGAUCGGUGUAGAGUGGGCCAAAUUUCUCUAUACGAUGGUCCACUGGCGCAGUUCGGCGAGGCCGGUAAAUACGGGGACCUGUUUGUGGCGGCACUCAGGACUUACGGGAUGCUGUGCAUCGGCCUCUACCGAUUUCGGGAUACUUCGUCCUCCUGUGACGCGAGCAGCAAACGCUACGUCAUCACCAAUCCGCCUGAUGACUUCUGCUUGCUGCCGACUGAUCAGGUGUUCGUGCUGAUGCAGUUCGACCCGGGCGUGGAGUACCGCUCGCACAGGCGCGCGGCGGCGGGCGGCAAGGACGACGCGUCCUGACUAUUGCUGUGCAGCGCCCUCACCGACGGGCCCUACUCCUACAUCUAGGCGCCGGGGCCCGUCGCCGCGACCCCAUGGGACACCCCCUACCCCCUACCCCCACCCCUACUGACCUUACUAUAACCCCCCUACCCCAACUCGAUGCCCCGCACCGACCCGAGAACCCCUGCCCCUUUGUUAUACAACAGAAAUAGUGUUGAGUAAAAACUUAAAACUAAGCCAAAAUUCAGACUUUUCUUAACUUAACUUUAAUGGUUCAUACAUCAAUAUCUAUUUAAAACUCAUCUUUCACGAUCUUGUUGGAUGAAGUUCACGUCAGAAUUGCCUUGGUGCGAGGAAUCAAUCAGAAGGCGGGUAAAAGAUGAAUUCCGGCCUUUUGAUUGACUCUUGUUGACUGCAGUCUCGUCCCCAUGAUAAUAAACUUGAUUUCCCGCACCGUUGCGAGCAUCGUCACAAUUUGACUGUACUACACGACAAGUACAAUUCUCUCGUGAAAAACCUAUCUAUCCGCCGGUUGAAGUACUGACCGCACCAUCAAGGAUUAGGACAUCAAAAUAAUUGAAUUUACAAACAAUUUUUCUCUAUAAACUCAUUCGUUACACAUACGAUAUACAUAUCAAUGAAAUGAUCGUGUAGCUUUAAACGGCUGCCCCUUUUAAGUUCUACUCAACACUAACAUCUAGGACCUAUUUUAGUUGUGCUCGCGAAUCCUAGCACAAAUUAAUAUGCGCUCUCUCCACCUUUUUUAAGUGCAUAUUGCUUUUAUAUUCCAUUCGUACGACGACACAUUAUUUUUCUUGAUUCUCUUACACUGAAUAUUUGCCCUGUAUACUUUAUGCUAACUACAAUCAAUCUAUUUUACUUCUAUCUAUUUACUUAUUUAGAAUCUAUGUCGUUAAAAAACAAAGAUAAUUGGUUGGAAAAAAUUGCAUAAUCGUAAAUAUAAAAGUGAUACGUACAUACCAUAUUAAUUCGCUCUGGGAUUCGAUGCGUUUAUCUCCUCCACCCAAAGAAAACUUCACCUAAAUCGGGACUUCCCUAUUUUAGUUUUUAUUUUGGUUUCGAUCGGACACUGCACUGCAAAACUUUCACUCACUUCCAGCACAUAUUAGAAGAUUCUAGAAGAUCCGUGUUGCUUCGUUGUUGUGUUCGUUUUUCGGAAAACAAAACAUUAUUCUUGGACGUUCAAAGUUGCACCGGAGACUGAAUUAUUAUAGUUACGUGUAAAUAAAACGUACACUCAACACUUUAUAUUGCGUAUAUACAGGGUUACAAAGAAUAUAGAUAGAAAAAAGCUUUCGGUGUUUCAAUAUAUUUAGUCGUGAAAAUGUAGAUUGUGCCAUGUCAGAUUAUAGCAAAAACGUACACGUAAGGGAGAAUCUUUGACCUUGUAUAUACCUAACUAUAAACGGAACACUACACACAAACACAAAAGUGAGGGUAGGCAUACUUUAACCGAUAGGUGUAUUUACUUGGACUAUAUAAUCAAAUGCUCAAUGUAAAAGAGAACCUUUUAAACUUUUAAUUGCAAGACCGGUUUUAACAGGACGAACUAUUAUUGUAAGGUAUUGCAUAUUUCAAUUAUAUUUUUCUCUAUCGUUUAGAUUGUCCAUUCCUUGUCCAGUAGACUUUUUUCGUAUUCACGGUUAAGGUUAUUUCUUAAAUUUAUAUUAUGUAGAUUAUUUUAAGCAUUUAUAAUAGUCAUUGUCGACUGAUCGAAGUUCAACUAUCACACAUCACAACAUAUCUUUACAUUUUCUUACUUUAUAUUGUGUUAAGUUGUUUUUUAUUGGGUUCCCAUUUAAUUCUAUACCUAUUUUAAGAUGUGUAGCGCUAGCGGUUUUCAUUAGGUUGGGGAAUUCGGGUCGACUUUAGUAUAUCUAUAAAUACUCCAGAGAUUGUGCUUGAUCUAUUUUGGAAUCUUAAGCUCGGAUCUCAUUUUGGGCGUCAGUUCCACAUUGGGCACCAGUUCUACAUUAGGUGCCAUUAAUAUGGAGAUUCCUUUUACGAGUACCGAUUAACAGUUUUUUAGUAAUACUCGUUCGGUUUUAUGUUGAAUGGGAUUGGUUCCACAACAUGUGUAGUCUUCGGUAAUACUACAAAGCUCUUACACGGAACACUGGAACGAGCAAACCUCAUAAAGGCGUUAGUGCUACAUACAAUUUUGUUAUCGCUUUAAAAAUUAUGCACGGUAUGGUAGUAUGCAUAUGUUUUACAUUAUCACCCCUUUUCAUAUUUUAGUUCUUUAUAUUCUUUGAUAUUUACUGUAAUCGUAGAGUAGUUGAGUAGGUGAUUGCUUUAUAUUUUCUGUGUGUAUCUCGUACUUACUUGGCUUAACGCUAUCUCUGCACAGAAAAUAUCGACUUUUACCACAAUUUCUAUUAAACCACACACCGUUAUAGUAUUUUUUUUUGUUUAUUAUUUUUUUUAAAUAAACAUUUCGAAAGAC